Messenger RNA from Pocillopora damicornis (cauliflower coral), 1554 nucleotides. Its product is annotated as nuclear pore complex protein Nup50. The record is from RefSeq and is a predicted model, not a curated record. Gene Ontology annotation, cellular component: nuclear pore. Gene Ontology annotation, biological process: protein import into nucleus. Lineage: Eukaryota; Metazoa; Cnidaria; Anthozoa; Scleractinia; Pocilloporidae.
CCAAAAUGGCGAAGAGAGGCGCGGACAAGGAGCUCACUCAAGAUAACUGGGAUCAGGAAGAAGACGAAGAAGAAGUUGGUCAUUUCAAAGUUGCAACUUCUGAGGAUCUAAGCAAGAGGAAAAUAAUCAAGGCUAAACGACGUAUGAACACUGCGGAUAAUCAGCAGGGUAAAGGGGUUUUCCAAGGAUUCUCUGGUUUUGGCAGUUUAAAUAACAAUGCCACAGAUUUUGGAACCAGCACACCUGCCACCAAACCACUAACAGGUUUCUUUAGUCUGGCCUCAAGUUCAAAAAAUAUGUUCAGUGGUUUGAACAAGCCAACAACAGAAGCAUCAUCCAGCAAUCAAAAUGGCUGCAAAUCUAACUCAUCUGAGGAGUCAAAGACAACCAAAGCUCAGGGAAGUUCCUAUGAGGAUAAUCUGAAGGCCCUCAAUGAAAGCAUUGUUGCCUGGAUCCAAAAGCACCUUAACACAAAUCCAUUUGUUGAUUUAUCUCCAAUUUUCGAUGAUUAUAAGCAACACAUGAAGAACAUUGACUCAAAGUUUUCAAAUUCAACAACAGCUGCAGCAAAUUCAUCAUCAACAAAGUCAGUGACAUUCAGCGCAUCUUCUCAACCUGCAGAGAGCUCAUUUUCACCAUUCAGUGGUCCUCCUCCUCCUCCUCAAGCAUCACAAGAAACACAAGGAAACAAAUCAAAUACUUUAAAUACAGAAGCUCCAAGCUCAGAGACAAGUGCUGCAGAGAGUCAGCCUGGAACAUCAGGGGAAGAGAAUGCAGAGGAAGAAGUUCCUAAACCAAAAAGUGUUGUGGUAGCUGAAGAAGGAGCUUUCCAUUCCAUCAGGUGCAAGCUAUUUUUUAAGCGUGAAUCAUCUUGGGUUGAACUGGGAAUUGGGAUGCUGAACUUGAAGAAACUUGAAGGAAAAACUCAAUUGCUGGUGCGGAAUGAUACAGCCCUUGGAAAAAUAGUGUUGAACGUGUAUCUGGCAGAAAACACUCCAAUCAGUAGAUCAGGGAAGAACAAUGUAAUGUUAAUAUCUGUUCCAAAUCCUCCACUCUUCUCCAAAGAUGCUGAAGGAGACAACAGCAAACCUGCAACAUAUUUAAUUAGAGUGAAAACGAGUGAAGAUGCAGAUGAACUUUUCAAAAAAAUGGAGACAAACAAAACUUAAACAAAUUAACAAUGCUUACUUUUUGAUACAAAGUGGACAAAGUUUGCACAGUUUUAAAACCUUUUUUUUUUUUUAAUACACUUGGCAUCACAAGAUGAUUGCCUUAGGAAAGAGCUUAUUUUUAGUUGUAGAACAGGCCAUGAAUAAAAUUGUUAAUUUGAAAAGUCACUUUGGAGAGUUAGCCUGAAUCUUCAUGUCAUUUUGAGUGUCACAUUAACUUUCCAGUCAAAAAGUUUUUUUUUUUUGUUUAUCAUGUGUAAAAUUUUACUUUUUUCUGUGUAUCAGUUCAAGUGCACUUAAAAUUUCCCCAAUUUUGUUUCCAUGUAAGUGAACCUGAUGAUGUUGUGGAAAAGAAUCCAUUAUAAUUCAAGCAUUUUUUCAUUGA